Molecule: messenger RNA, 1927 nt
Organism: Myxocyprinus asiaticus (Chinese sucker)
Lineage: Eukaryota; Metazoa; Chordata; Actinopteri; Cypriniformes; Catostomidae
Product: G2/mitotic-specific cyclin-B3-like
Exons: 11
Coding region: 249-1463 (404 amino acids)
Biological process (GO): regulation of cyclin-dependent protein serine/threonine kinase activity; mitotic cell cycle phase transition
Cellular component (GO): centrosome; cytoplasm; cyclin-dependent protein kinase holoenzyme complex
Molecular function (GO): cyclin-dependent protein serine/threonine kinase regulator activity
Source: RefSeq, a predicted model, not a curated record
UUGAGUGUAUUAAAUGAAGGCUGUGUGAGACGCGCAGGGAAUGUUUGUUUGUUUAUUUGUUUAACAUUGAUGUCUUUAUAAUUGAGAAGCACUAACUGAACUGACCGGGUUUACCGUCUACCGUGCAAUAUUUGGUGUUGAAGAAAGAAGAUAUUUCGCUUGGCUGUAGGGUGAAUAACGAACCGGUGUCCACUCCGCCAACCUUUGUUUUGAACCGACAGAGUUGAGGUGUUCCGGGGGAAUCGAUCAUGCCUCGUCAGGGAAGUAAAAAACAGUCCUCGGUUACCAAAUCAAAGACAAACACUUACCAGAAUCAGGAGGAUGUUUAUAAAAUGAAAAGGACUCCCUCCUCUCCACAAGGAGGCCCCAAGAAAAGAUCUGCCUUUAUUGAUCUGACCAAUACAACCAAAACCCACACUGGCAUCCAAAUGAAAAGUGGCAAAACGGACAGUAGGGCUCCAGAUGGCAAAGUGAUCUGCAGGACUCAUGCCAUACGCACAGAUUCUAAGGAUUUCUCUUCUGACGAACAGCCCAAGAAAGCUGAAUUUAAACAGGAGGAUUCGCCACUAGAUGGCUUCAGUGUCUGCCAACCUGAUGAGCCGUCUGCCAUCCAAGAACAAAAGGUGCCUGAGGAGUUUGACAUUGAUAAAGAACAUGCUGGUGACUGUUUCAUGAGCCCUGAAUAUGCCAAAGAAAUCUUUGACUACCUUAAGAUCAGAGAGGAGAAAUUUAUCUUAAGUGAUUACAUGCACAAUCAGCCAGACCUGAACCAAGACAUGCGAGCCAUUCUUAUUGACUGGAUGGUGGAGCUACAGGAAAACUUUGAGCUGAACCACGAGACUCUGUAUUUGGCAGUGAAGAUCACAGAUCACUACCUGUCAGUGACUGUCGUUAUGAGGGAGUUGCUGCAGCUCAUUGGCUCCACCGCAAUGCUCAUCGCUGCCAAGUUUGAGGAACGGUGUCCUCCAUGCGUUGAUGACUUCCUCUACAUUUGCGAUGAUGCCUACAAAAGACAGGAGCUCAUUGCCAUGGAAAUGAACAUCUUACGGGGACUCAACUUUGAUAUUAACAUCCCAGUGCCUUACCGAUUCCUCAGACGCUAUGCAAAGGUAGCCCAUGUGAAUAUGAAGACCCUAACGCUUGCACGCUAUGUGUGUGAGUCGAGUUUGCUGGAGGUAGAGCUCGUGUCAGAAAGAGCGUCUCGCCUGGCCUCUGCCUGCCUUCUACUGGCUCUCAUCACCCAAGGCCUUGGAGGAUGGACUCCAGCUCUGCAGUAUCAUAGUGGCUACUUACUGGUUGACUUGAGUCCUUUGGUGAGGAAGUUGUAUGCGAUGCUGGCAAGUCCUUCAAAUGACAAACUUAAAGCCGUGGACAACAAAUACUCCCACAGAGUCUUUUUUGAGGUGGCAAAAAUUCCCUUGGUUCAUACUGACACAUUGGAAGAGGCAUUAAUGGUAAUCUGAGAAGGUUUUUUUUUUUUUUUUGUAAAUAUGUUAUUUAUUACUUUGUAUAAAUAUAUUGUGUAAUUGAGUACAGUAAUUUUCCAGGCUUUUUAUAUUAUUAUUAUUAUUAUUAUUUUUAUUGUUGGGAUAUUAUGUUGUCACACAUAAGACAGAAAUUCAUAUGACUGUUACCAAAAUAUGUUGAUCAGUGUUUAAACUUAUUGAUAUUUGCAUUAGGAAAAGGCUAAUUUUAUGCCUUAAGUGUCAUUAAAAUGUGAUUAACUUGUUGAUUUUGCCAUUGUAAUGGGCAUGUUUAUAUGAAUUUGCAUUAAGGAUUUUAUGUUUAAAAUAUUUUACGAUGUUUAUCAUAAUAUUUCUUGAUGGAACCAUGUUGCACUGAAAUAAUGCUAUUUUUAAAUGGCUUUGUUUUAAAAAAAAAAAAAAUUAUAAUAAUAAAGAAGAUGGUCCCUCUUGUUCUAUUUCAC